Molecule: messenger RNA, 2364 nt
Organism: Strongyloides ratti
Lineage: Eukaryota; Metazoa; Nematoda; Chromadorea; Rhabditida; Strongyloididae
Product: Prolyl endopeptidase
Exons: 2
Coding region: 1-2364 (787 amino acids)
Biological process (GO): proteolysis
Cellular component (GO): cytosol
Molecular function (GO): oligopeptidase activity; serine-type endopeptidase activity
Source: RefSeq, a predicted model, not a curated record
AUGCAUUAUAGUCUGUUUCUAUAUUAUAUUUUUGCCUUAGUGGCACUUUUACCUGCUAUAGAUUCUAAAAAAAGUAGUGAAAAACGUAACAAAAACAGUUCUAAACGUCCAAAUUUAACAACACCACAACCAAAAAUUCUCAACGAAUGUGAAAAAAAUGAGCUUUACUUUCGUAAUAGAUAUAAUUCUCUUAUAAGAAUCAAUGUAACAACAUAUCCUAUAAUUGAAAGAUGUAAUACAUGUUCUAAAAUUGUUUUUGGAAAAAAAAUAUGGAAUCACUAUGAAUAUUUAGAAAAUUUACAAGGUAAAAAAACAUUAGAAUUUGUAAAAAAUCUUAAUAAAAUAUCAAAUAAAUAUUUAAAUCAAAUAUCAAUUAGAAGUUAUAUUAAAAGAAAAAUUGUUCAAUAUUAUAACUAUGGAAAGCAUAGCUUAUUUUCAAAACAUGGUGAAUAUUAUUAUUAUACAUAUAAACCUCCAAAAAAAGAUCAUGCAAUUUUAUUGAGAAAAUAUAAAUAUUAUUAUAGAGGAGAAGUUGUUUUUGAUGUAGAUAAAUUUGAUAAAACUGGAAAAACAUCUAUGAAAUCAAUUUCAUUACCAAAAAAUGGUAAAUAUAUAGCACUUCUCCUUAGUGUUAAUGGAAGUGAUUGGGGAACAAUUAGAUUUAUGACAAAUAAAGGUGAAACAUUAACAAAUAGUUUGAAAAAUAUUAAAUUUACAAAUAUGGAAUUUGCUUAUUCUGGAAAAGGAUUUUUUUAUUCAACAUUUGUUAAUAAAAAAGGUCAAGUAGUUUCUAAUCAAAAAGAAAAAAAUGUAUAUCACGCAUUAUUAUAUCAUAAAAUGGGUAGAUGUCAAGAGGAUGAUAUAAUAAUUGCAGAUUAUAAAGAAAUAGAUAAUAUGAUUAUUUUAGGUUCUGUUUCAAAUGAUGAAAGAUAUUUAUUUGUUUAUUACUAUAAAGGAUCUUCCAGAGAAAAUAUGAUUUAUUAUCUCAAUUUAUCAAAAUUCCGUCGUGGAAAAAUACAUAAAAAACCAAAAUUAAAACCAUUAUUUACUGACUUUGAUGGAACCUAUUCAAUUAUUAAUACUAAUUGUGAUGAACUUAUUGUUCUUACCACCAAAGAUGCUCCAACAGGUAAAAUUAUAAAAGUUAAUAUCAAAGAUGCACAUAAAGGAAUAAAAAAAUGGAAAACAUUAAUUGAAGCUGAUCCAAAAAGAAAAAUAAAAAAUGUUGAAGCAGGUGGUCAAAAAUAUUUAAUUGUUCAUUAUUCAGAAAAUCUUAAAGAUAGAGUAUAUAUUUAUAAUAAAAAUAAUGGUAAAAUGAUUACUAAGUUAGAUCUUGAUUCUGGUUCUGUUGUUUCUAUAUCUGCUUCUCCUUACUAUAGUAGAUUUUUCAUCAAAGUUUCCAAUCAAGUUAUACCACAAAUAAUAUAUACAGGAAAUUUAAUGGAAAUGAAACAUGGUAAAAGAAAAGUUACUAUGAGAGUAAUUAUUAAAACAACAUUAUAUGGUAUUGAGAAACAAAAUUUUGUUAUGAAAACAGAAUAUUAUAAAAGUAAAGAUGGUACAAUGAUUCCAAUGUUUAUAUUUCAUAAAAAAGGUAUAAAAUUAAAUGGUCGUAAUCCAGUACUUCUUGAAGGAUAUGGUGGUUUUGGUGUUUCUUUCUUACCAACUUUCUCUUCAUCAAAUUUAAUGUUUGUUAAUCAUUUGAAUGGAAUAUAUGUUAUUGCAUGUAUAAGAGGAGGAGGUGAAUAUGGAAAAAAAUGGCAUGAUGCUGGUAAACAUCUAAAUAAACAGAACAGUUUUGAUGAUUUUAUUGCUGCUGCUGAAUAUUUAAUAAAUGAAAAAUAUACCAAUCCAUCUAAAUUAGCUAUAAGUGGUAGUUCUAAUGGUGGACUUUUGACAGCUGUUGUCUCACAACAAAGACCAGAACUUUUUGGUACUGUUAUUAUAGGAGUUGGUGUAUUAGAUAUGAUAAGAUAUCAUAACUUUACUUUUGGUGCUGCUUGGAAAUCUGAAUAUGGAGAUCCUGAAAAAGAAGAAGAUUUUAAUUAUUUAUUAAAUUAUUCUCCAUUAAAUAAUUUGAAAAUGCCUAAGAGACCAAUUCAAUGGCCUAGUACAUUAAUAACAACUGGUUUAAAUGAUGAUCGUGUUGUUGCAUCACACUCACUAAAAUAUGCUGCAGAAUUGUAUUAUACCAUUCAAAAAGGUAUUCGUUAUCAAAGAAAUCCAAUUUUAGUUAAAGUUUCUGAUGGACAAGGACAUAAUGGUGCUACUACGUACAUUAAAAGAGUCAAAGAAACUGUUGAUGUAUUUGCUUUUAUUAAAGAAACUUUAAAUAUAAAAUGGACCUAUCAAGUUAAAAAUUAA